Molecule: messenger RNA, 2007 nt
Organism: Penicillium daleae
Lineage: Eukaryota; Fungi; Ascomycota; Eurotiomycetes; Eurotiales; Aspergillaceae
Gene: bipA
Product: Hsp70 family ATPase KAR2
Exons: 4
Coding region: 1-2007 (668 amino acids)
Biological process (GO): protein refolding; endoplasmic reticulum unfolded protein response; cellular response to unfolded protein
Cellular component (GO): membrane; cytoplasm; endoplasmic reticulum lumen
Molecular function (GO): heat shock protein binding; ATP hydrolysis activity; misfolded protein binding
Source: RefSeq, a predicted model, not a curated record
AUGUCGCGACUCGCGAGCCGCGGCGGUGUGUCCAAGGGCUUCACCUGGACCACCGUCUUCUACCUCCUUCUCGUCCUGAUUGCCCCCAUGGCGCUGUUUGGCACCACUGCCCACGCCGAGGAGGAGAACUCACCGGAGAACUAUGGCACCGUUAUCGGUAUUGAUCUGGGUACCACCUACAGUUGUGUUGGUGUGAUGCAGAAUGGCAAGGUUGAGAUUCUCGCCAACGACCAAGGAAACCGUAUUACUCCCUCCUACGUGGCCUUCACUGAUGAGGAGCGCCUCGUCGGUGACGCCGCUAAGAAUCAAUACGCCGCCAACCCCCAGCGGACCGUCUUUGACGUUAAGCGAAUGAUUGGUCGCAAGUUCGAUGACAAGGAUAUCCAGCGUGACGCCAAGAACUUCCCCUUCAAGGUCGUCAACAAGGAUGGCAAGCCUAUGGUCAAGGUCGAUGUCAACAAGACCCCCAAGACUUUCACUCCCGAGCAGAUCUCCGCCAUGAUUCUUGAGAAGAUGAAGGAUGUCGCUGAGAGCUACCUGGGCAAGUCUGUUACCCACGCCGUUGUUACCGUCCCCGCCUACUUCAACGACGCCCAGCGUCAGGCCACCAAGGAUGCCGGUACCAUCGCUGGUCUCAAUGUCCUCCGUGUUGUCAACGAGCCCACCGCCGCCGCUAUCGCCUAUGGUCUGGAUAAGACCGGUGACGAGCGCCAGGUUAUUGUCUACGAUCUUGGUGGUGGUACUUUCGAUGUCUCCCUUCUGUCGAUCGACAACGGCGUCUUCGAGGUUCUGGCUACCGCUGGUGACACCCACCUUGGUGGUGAGGACUUUGACCACCGCGUCAUGGACUACUUCGUUAAGCUCUACAACAAGAAGAAUGACGUUGAUGUCCGCAAGGAUCUCAAGUCUAUGGGUAAGCUGAAGCGCGAGGUUGAGAAGGCCAAGCGUACUCUGUCUUCCCAGAUGUCCACCCGCAUUGAAAUCGAGGCCUUCCACAACGGCAACGAUUUCUCCGAGACCCUGACCCGCGCCAAGUUCGAGGAGCUGAACAUCGAUCUGUUCAAGAAGACCCUCAAGCCCGUCGAGCAGGUGCUCAAGGAUGCUAAGGUCAAGAAGUCCGAGGUUGAUGACAUCGUUCUGGUCGGUGGUUCUACCCGUAUUCCCAAGGUCCAGGCUCUUCUCGAGGAGUUCUUCGGUGGCAAGAAGGCCAGCAAGGGUAUUAACCCUGACGAGGCCGUCGCUUUCGGUGCUGCCGUUCAGGCCGGUGUUCUCGGUGGCGAUGAGCACUUGACCGAGGUCGUUCUUAUGGAUGUCAACCCCCUGACUCUGGGUAUUGAGACCACCGGUGGAGUGAUGACCAAGCUGAUCCCCCGUAACUCCGUCAUUCCUACCCGCAAGUCCCAGAUCUUCUCGACUGCGGCUGAUAACCAGCCCACCGUCCUGAUCCAGGUCUUCGAGGGUGAGCGUUCCAUGACCAAGGAUAACAACCUCCUCGGCAAGUUCGAGUUGACUGGUAUCCCCCCGCGCCCCGCGAUCGAGGUUGCCUUUGACCUCGAUGCCAACGGUAUCCUCAAGGUCAGCGCCAGUGACAAGGGCACUGGUAAGGCCGAGAGCAUCACCAUCACCAAUGACAAGGGCCGUCUCUCGCAAGAGGAGAUUGACCGCAUGGUGGCUGAGGCCGAGGAGUUCGCCGAGGAGGACAAGGCCAUGAAGGCCAAGAUCGAGGCCCGCAACGGACUGGAGAACUAUGCCUUCUCUCUGAAGGCCCAGGUCGGUGAUGAGAACGGCCUCGGCGGCCAGAUCGACGAGGACGACAAGCAGACCAUCUUGGACGCCGUCAAGGAGGCUCUCGACUGGCUCGAGGACAAUGCCGCCACUGCUACCGCCGAGGACUUUGAGGAGCAGAAGGAGCAGCUGUCCAGCGUGGCCUACCCGAUCACCAGCAAGCUGUAUGGCUCUGGUGCUCCUCCCGAGGACGACGAGCCUCUGGACCACGAUGAACUGUAA